AUGAAAUCUACUUCUUCUGACGACAUAAGCGCUUCUGAAGAAUUAUUAGAUGACUCAAGCAAGAAAGUAUCUGAUAAAACACAGAGCAGGACUAGAGAUAUAGAGCAGGAAAGGUCAUUACGUAUUACAAUUAGAGUUCCAAACCGCUCCAUGGCUGGUAAGAGAAGUAGAAGACGUAGAAUCGAGGCAAUAGAAAGUAUAUCAGGAAGUGAAUUAGAUGAAUUAGGUUCAUCUAAUGAAAUUGAUGAGACAAUAAUGGAAGAAUCAGUGGAUACAGAGGAAUCAGAGGGGUUUACAGAGGGAUUAGGAGGAAGAUCAGGAGGAAUGAAGGAGAAAGCAGGAGAACAGAUAAGGCUUACGAAGCGUCAAAGGGCAAGAAUGGAUGAAGAAGUGGGGGAAACAAAUGAUCUUGUGCAGUUACCAGAAACUAUAAAACGGCGUCAUCAGAAUCUUACAGAGGAAGAACUAGCGUUGAAAAGGAAUGAACUUGCAAGACGUAGGAAAAAUCUGUCAGAACAAAAGUUAGAGGAAGAAAAGAUGGGGACUAUACAUAAGCUUCUUAGUAAGCAAGUUAUGCAUAAAUAUAAAAAAGGUAGAAUGGAGGAAGAGGGUGGAUCGGAUGAAGAAAAAAAUGUACCAAAAGCGUUAUCUCCGGUGAUGUCACGAUGGGUUGAUAGAAAGGAGGGUACGGUAUUUGGUAUUCCGAAGAAAUGGCUUGAAAUGAAUGUUUCUACGUAUUUUGAGGCACAAAAAGAGGUUAAGCCGAAAACUACGAAAAAAGUGUGUUCUAUGUGCGGUGGAGCAGGUAUAUACAAUGUAAUAGGGUCUAAAGUUCCUAUGCGUGCUUGUAGUAUUCCAUGUCUUCGUUUGAUUCAGUCGAAAACAUGA
Pneumocystis carinii B80 is the source of this 888-nucleotide messenger RNA. RefSeq lists its product as hypothetical. Lineage: Eukaryota; Fungi; Ascomycota; Pneumocystomycetes; Pneumocystales; Pneumocystaceae. Gene Ontology annotation, cellular component: Ino80 complex. The coding region runs from base 1 to 888 and encodes 295 amino acids. The transcript is spliced from 3 exons. The record is from RefSeq and is a predicted model, not a curated record. Gene Ontology annotation, biological process: chromatin remodeling.